Molecule: messenger RNA, 5864 nt
Organism: Galeopterus variegatus (Sunda flying lemur)
Lineage: Eukaryota; Metazoa; Chordata; Mammalia; Dermoptera; Cynocephalidae
Gene: ITPR1
Product: inositol 1,4,5-trisphosphate receptor, type 1
Exons: 33
Biological process (GO): calcium ion transmembrane transport
Cellular component (GO): membrane
Molecular function (GO): calcium channel activity
Source: RefSeq, a predicted model, not a curated record
GUGCGGAAGAGCCGUAAGCAGCAGCAGCGCCUGCUCCGGAACAUGGGCGCGCACGCCGUGGUGCUGGAGCUGCUGCAGAUCCCCUAUGAGAAGGCCGAAGAUACCAAGAUGCAGGAGAUAAUGAGGCUGGCUCAUGAAUUUUUGCAGAAUUUCUGCGCAGGCAACCAGCAGAAUCAAGCUUUGCUACAUAAACACAUAAACCUGUUUCUCAACCCGGGGAUCCUGGAGGCAGUGACCAUGCAGCACAUCUUCAUGAAUAAUUUCCAGCUCUGCAGUGAGAUCAACGAGAGAGUCGUUCAGCACUUCGUUCACUGCAUAGAGACUCACGGUCGAAACGUCCAGUACAUCAAGUUCUUGCAGACGAUUGUCAAGGCAGAAGGGAAAUUUAUUAAAAAGUGCCAAGACAUGGUCAUGGCUGAGCUGGUCAACUCAGGAGAGGACGUCCUUGUGUUCUACAAUGACAGAGCCUCUUUCCAGACUCUGAUCCAGAUGAUGAGGUCGGAGCGGGACCGGAUGGAUGAAAACAGCCCUCUCAUGUACCACAUCCACCUGGUGGAGCUCUUGGCUGUGUGCACGGAGGGCAAGAAUGUCUACACGGAGAUAAAGUGCAACUCCCUACUCCCACUGGAUGACAUUGUCCGCGUGGUCACCCACGAGGACUGCAUUCCCGAGGUUAAAAUUGCAUACAUUAACUUCCUGAAUCACUGCUAUGUGGAUACUGAGGUGGAAAUGAAGGAGAUUUAUACCAGCAACCAUAUGUGGAAAUUGUUUGAGAAUUUCCUUGUAGACAUUUGCAGGGCCUGUAAUAACACAAGUGACAGGAAACACGCAGACUCAAUUUUGGAGAAGUAUGUUACCGAAAUUGUCAUGAGUAUUGUUACUACCUUCUUCAGUUCUCCCUUCUCAGACCAGAGUACAACUUUGCAGGAUGCAAUCCAGGCAGCCCCAGUGCAUCGAGUUGUCCUGUCUCCUCAGCUUCUCUCCAAGAGCCGGGCCAUUGCCAUUCCUGUGGACCUGGACAGCCAAGUCAACAAUCUCUUUCUGAAGUCUCACAACAUUGUGCAGAAAACAGCCAUGAACUGGCGGCUGUCGGCCCGCAAUGCUGCUCGCAGAGACUCUGUUCUGGCAGCUUCCAGAGACUACCGGAAUAUCAUUGAGAGAUUGCAGGACAUCGUCUCAGCGCUGGAGGACCGUCUCCGGCCCCUGGUACAGGCAGAGUUAUCUGUGCUGGUGGAUGUUCUUCACAGACCUGAGCUGCUUUUCCCAGAGAACACAGAUGCCAGAAGAAAAUGUGAAAGUGGCGGUUUCAUUUGCAAGUUAAUAAAGCACACUAAACAGCUGUUAGAGGAGAAUGAGGAGAAACUCUGCAUUAAAGUCCUGCAGACCCUCAGGGAAAUGAUGACCAAAGAUAGAGGCUAUGGAGAAAAGCUAAUUUCCAUUGAUGAAUUGGAUAAUGCAGAGCUGCCACAAGCUCCGGAUUCUGAGAACUCCACAGAGGAGCUUGAACCAAGUCCACCCCUGAGGCAACUGGAAGACCAUAAAAGGGGUGAGGCGCUCAGGCAAAUUUUGGUCAACCGUUACUAUGGAAACAUCAGACCUUCAGGAAGAAGAGAGAGCCUUACCAGCUUUGGCAAUGGCCCACUGUCACCAGGAGGACCCAGCAAGCCUGGGGGAGGAGGGGGAGGUUCUGGAUCCAGUUCCAUGAGCCGGGGUGAGAUGAGUCUGGCCGAGGUUCAGUGUCACCUUGACAAGGAGGGGGCCUCCAAUCUGGUAAUCGACCUCAUCAUGAAUGCAUCCAGUGACCGAGUGUUCCAUGAAAGCAUUCUCCUGGCCAUUGCGCUUCUAGAAGGAGGCAACACCACCAUACAGCAUUCCUUUUUCUGCCGGUUGACAGAAGAUAAGAAGUCAGAGAAAUUCUUUAAGGUCUUUUAUGAUCGAAUGAAAGUGGCCCAGCAAGAAAUCAAGGCAACAGUGACAGUGAACACCAGUGACUUGGGAAAUAAAAAGAAAGAUGAUGAAGUAGACAGAGAUGCCCCAUCACGGAAAAAAGCUAAAGAGCCCUCAACACAGAUAACGGAAGAGGUCCGAGAUCAGCUCCUGGAAGCAUCUGCUGCCACCCGGAAAGCCUUCACCACCUUCAGGAGGGAGGCCGACCCUGAUGAUCACUACCAGCCCGGGGAGGGCACCCAGGCUACAGCCGACAAGACCAAGGAUGAGCUGGAGAUGAGCGCAGUCAUCACCAUCAUGCAGCCCAUCCUGCGCUUCUUGCAGUUGCUGUGUGAAAACCACAACCGAGACCUGCAGAACUUCCUUCGUUGCCAAAAUAACAAGACCAACUACAACUUGGUAUGUGAGACGCUGCAGUUUCUGGACUGUAUUUGUGGAAGCACAACCGGGGGCCUUGGUCUUCUUGGGCUAUAUAUAAACGAAAAGAAUGUAGCGCUUAUCAACCAAACCCUGGAAAGUCUGACCGAAUACUGUCAAGGACCUUGCCAUGAGAACCAGAACUGCAUAGCCACCCAUGAAUCCAAUGGCAUUGACAUCAUCACAGCUCUGAUCCUUAACGACAUCAAUCCUUUGGGAAAGAAGAGGAUGGACCUUGUAUUAGAACUGAAGAACAAUGCCUCGAAGUUGCUCCUGGCCAUCAUGGAAAGCAGGCAUGACAGUGAAAACGCCGAGAGGAUACUUUACAACAUGAGGCCAAAGGAACUGGUGGAAGUGAUCAAGAAAGCCUAUAUGCAAGGUGAAGUGGAAUUUGAGGAUGGAGAAAAUGGUGAGGACGGAGCUGCCUCCCCCAGGAAUGUGGGACACAACAUCUACAUAUUAGCUCAUCAGCUGGCUCGGCAUAACAAAGAACUCCAGACCAUGCUGAAACCCGGUGGCCAAGUGGAUGGAGAUGAAGCUCUGGAGUUUUAUGCCAAGCACACGGCACAGAUAGAGAUUGUCAGAUUAGAUAGAACAAUGGAACAGAUCGUCUUCCCUGUGCCCAGCAUAUGUGAAUUCCUAACCAAGGAGUCAAAACUACGAAUAUAUUACACUACAGAGAGGGACGAGCAAGGCAGCAAGAUCAACGAUUUCUUCCUGCGGUCCGAAGACCUCUUCAAUGAAAUGAACUGGCAGAAGAAACUGCGAGCCCAGCCCGUUUUGUACUGGUGUGCCCGCAACAUGUCCUUCUGGAGCAGCAUUUCAUUUAACCUGGCCGUCCUGAUGAACCUGCUGGUGGCAUUUUUCUACCCAUUUAAAGGAGUCCGAGGAGGAACAUUAGAGCCACACUGGUCAGGACUGCUGUGGACCGCCAUGCUCAUCUCCCUGGCCAUCGUCAUUGCUCUCCCCAAGCCCCAUGGCAUCCGGGCCUUAAUUGCUUCCACAAUACUCCGAUUGAUAUUUUCAGUUGGGUUACAACCUACGUUAUUUCUUCUGGGUGCCUUCAAUGUCUGUAAUAAAAUCAUCUUUCUAAUGAGCUUUGUGGGCAACUGUGGAACAUUCACAAGAGGAUACCGUGCCAUGGUUCUGGAUGUAGAGUUCCUGUAUCAUCUGUUAUAUCUGCUGAUCUGUGCCAUGGGGCUCUUUGUCCAUGAAUUCUUCUACAGUUUGCUGCUUUUUGAUUUAGUGUACAGAGAAGAGACUCUGCUUAAUGUCAUUAAAAGUGUCACUCGCAAUGGACGGUCCAUCAUCUUGACAGCGGUUCUGGCCUUGAUUCUGGUUUACCUGUUCUCAAUAGUGGGCUAUCUUUUCUUCAAGGAUGAUUUUAUCUUGGAAGUAGAUAGGUUGCCCAAUGAAACAGCUCUUCCAGAAACCAGUGAGAGUUUGGCAAGUGAGUUCCUGUACUCUGAUGUGUGUAGGGUGGAGACUGGAGAGAACUGUUCCUCACCUGCACCCAAACAGGAGCUGGGCCCUGCAGAAGUAACAGAGCAGGAUAAAGAGCACACAUGUGAGACACUGCUGAUGUGCAUUGUCACUGUACUGAGUCACGGGCUGCGAAGUGGGGGCGGAGUUGGAGAUGUGCUCAGGAAGCCAUCCAAAGAGGAACCACUCUUUGCCGCUAGAGUGAUUUAUGACCUCUUGUUCUUCUUCAUGGUCAUUAUCAUUGUCCUUAACCUGAUUUUUGGGGUUAUCAUUGACACCUUUGCUGACCUGAGGAGUGAGAAGCAGAAGAAGGAGGAGAUCUUAAAGACCACAUGCUUUAUCUGUGGCUUGGAAAGAGACAAGUUUGACAACAAGACCGUGACCUUUGAAGAGCACAUCAAGGAAGAACACAACAUGUGGCACUAUCUAUGCUUCAUCGUCCUGGUGAAAGUAAAGGACUCCACAGAGUACACGGGGCCUGAGAGUUACGUGGCAGAGAUGAUUAAGGAAAGAAACCUUGAUUGGUUCCCCAGAAUGAGGGCCAUGUCCUUGGUCAGCAGCGAUUCUGAAGGAGAACAGAAUGAGCUGAGGAACCUGCAGGAGAAGCUGGAGUCCACCAUGAAGCUUGUCACUAAUCUUUCCGGCCAGCUGUCAGAAUUAAAGGACCAGAUGACAGAACAAAGGAAGCAGAAACAAAGAAUUGGUCUUCUAGGACAUCCUCCUCACAUGAAUGUCAACCCACAGCAACCGGCAUAGGCAAAUGAAAUAAAGGAGUUGUAUUUACCUUUUCUAAUUAUUAUCAGUGUGGGUAUGGCUGAUUAGUUCUGACUCACCCACUAAGGUUACAUUUAUGCUCAGUACAUUUGUAAAUACUCAGUUUUAUACCGUAUGUAUAUGAUUGCUACUCUAGAGGUUUCGGUAUAUGUAGCGUAAUUUGAAUUGUUGGCAUGAUGACAUUUCAUUUGUGCCAAAAAUAUUAAAAAUGCCUUUUUUGGAAGGACUAAAGAAAGCACCUGAUUUGCACUUGAACCAGAUUAUAGAUUUAAAAGUAUAUGCCAUGUAUUUUGUAUUUAAAAUUAGAAUAGCCAGUAUUUAUGUUUUUUAUAAAACUGUGCAAUAUGAAUUAUGCAAUCACAAUAAAUUUGUAACUCCCUGGUGUCCUAAAGGGAGUGCACAUCUUUGAAGCUGGUGUGUUAAUACUAUGUAAUAAAUGGUUAAACAUCCAAUGAUGCUGCUGCCAAAAUUAUAUUAAUAGUGAGUUUCAGGCCCCUGGGCAUUUUGUACUACGUAAUUAUCCUAGUGAUGCUGUUUCUUGUUGCUAGUGGCAUUAGCGCCUCUGUCUCAUAGUCAUAAUGCUCCAAGUCUAUGAUCUGUUAAAUCAGCAUUCAUUUUAAGAAAAGCAACUUUAGUUUCAAAGAUACUUUUAAGCUUCUAAAUUGAUCAUUUAAACUAUUUCUUUAAAUAGGAGAGCCAACCUAGAGGCUCAUACUUAAGCUUGUGAAGAAGUUAAUGAAUUUUUUAAAGGGAACUUUUCAUGCAAUGUUUGGGAUAUAUGCAUAUCGCUGGCCCAUCAGUGUCAUCUCCUUGGUGAAUUCUGAUGUCACGUUAUAAAGAAAUGAAUUGGUGGUUUCUUGAUUAUCUUGUCCAAACAGAGUUUUUUUCUUCAUCUGAACCAACAUUUACAGUACUAAGAAGUAUUACAACUGUACACAUCCCUAUAGACAUGAAAUAUGAACUAUCCCAUUAGAAUUCAUAGUUGAACACUGACAUGUUAUUCUUCUGAAAGAACCACGUUUUGGUUUUAUUUCUUUGUCACAUGAUUUCUUUUCUUGAUGGAUGAAAAGUAUGAAAGGAAACUUUUGUAUCUGUUGCCUAGUUUUGUACAUGGAUCUCAUUUUACAAGAGAAUCUCUGCAAAAAAGUUUUAAAAUGUAUUGAAAGCAGAGUUCUGAACUGAGUAAAGUUUGUAAAUGCAUACGUAAAAAUAUUUAAUAAACGAUGCAGAAUAAUGGAUAGUGA